This is a messenger RNA of Myiozetetes cayanensis, 2439 nucleotides long. It is a transcript of the gene DSCC1, whose product is annotated as DNA replication and sister chromatid cohesion 1. The record is from RefSeq and is a predicted model, not a curated record. Bases 15 to 1232 code for a protein of 405 amino acids. The transcript is spliced from 9 exons. Gene Ontology annotation, biological process: maintenance of mitotic sister chromatid cohesion; mitotic sister chromatid cohesion. Gene Ontology annotation, cellular component: nucleus; chromatin; chromosome, centromeric region. NCBI's taxonomy places the organism in Eukaryota, Metazoa, Chordata, Aves, Passeriformes, Tyrannidae.
CGGGCGGGGCGGAGAUGGCGGGAAUGGCGGCGCUGGCGCGGCCCGGCCCGGCCGCCGUGUCCGAGCGGAGCCGCGCCGAGGUGGACGCCACCCUGCAGACGGCCAAGCUGAACCCGGCGGAGCUGCUGCCGGCCGUGCACUGCCUCAGCUUCGGCCCCCAGGCCAGCGCCGGCGACUGCUGCCUGCUGCAGCUGGAGCCGGGGCUGUGCGCCGAGCUGGAGGCGGGGCGCAGCCUAGUUAUCCGUGGUGAAAAGGAUGAACAAGCAGUGUUGUGCAGCAAAGAUAAAACUUACGACAUGAAAAUAGCAGAUACCUCAAAUAUGCUGCUGUUUAUUCCUGGUUGCAAAACUCCAGAGCAGUUGAAUGCAGAUCCAGCAUCUUGUAAUGUUAUUCAUUCACAGAUUGCUGGUUUCUCCAAAAACUAUUGGGAAUUAAGGAGAUGUCGACCAAAACUGAAGAAACUAAGGAAGCUUUUAAUGGAAGAUCCAUAUGAAGGGCCUAGUAUUCAGAAAGAUGAGACUUUGACAUUUUCAAAGUAUACAACAGAAGAUUUGUUAAGUCUGAUUCAAGCAAGUGAAGAAGAAAUACUCCAUCACUUGCAGGUUAUAGAUGCCUGCAAAAUUGAAGGAUAUUGGAGAAUUCUAGAAUUCAACUAUGAGAUGAAACUCUUGGAUCAUGUGACUCAGCUGAUAGACUCAGAGUCCUGGUCUUUAAAUAAGGUUCCUUUACGUACCUGUCUGGAAGAACUUGGAUCUCUAGAACCCAGAGAGAUGAUAGAACACAUUCUUUUAAGCUAUGGGAGGAAAUAUGUUGAUGAUGGGGAGGUUUACUUUGAAAUGCGUGAAGAUAAAAUAUGUAGAGCUGUAGCACAAAUGCUUUUGCAAAAUGCAGUGAAAUUCAAUCUGUCAGAAUUUCAAGAAGUCUGGCAACAAAGUGUCCCUGAAGGGAUGACAACAAGGCUUGAUCAGCUUAAGGGCUUGGCUCUUGUGGAUAAAAGCUCAAGACCAGAGACCAUCUUUCUGCUAAAAGUAGAAGACUUACCUGAAGACAAUCAGGAAAGAUUCAACAGCUUAUUCAGAAUACGGGAAAAGUGGACAGAAGUGGAUAUUACCCCUUAUAUACAAGACUUGUGUGCAGAGAAGCAGACUGUUGGUGCUCUCCUGACAAAAUACGCUCGCUCCUCGAUGCUGAAUGGUGUUAAAGUUUAUAAUUCCAGAAGACCCAUCUCAUAACAAGUUCUGUUUUAUGAACUGAGGAUACUGAAGGGAGUAACAGUGAACGCUGCUUGUUCCUGCCUUCUGGGGCAAGUAAUUGCCAACCAGUGUUGUACAGUGUACUGGAGUUAGAGCCACUGAGCUUCUUGAAUGAGUCCUGUUCUCUGCUCAGCUAAGUAGAAUGUGAGGGCACUUGUGUCUUCUGAGGAACUACAAGUUCAGCUCACCUUCCUUUGCCCACCAACUUCUUUUUCCUUUGUGUCUAGUUAAGCCUGGAGUCAAGCUACUUCUUGAAUACACUUUCAUCUGUCUAUUCAGAAGCUAAAAUCUGACAUGAAUAUCUAAAACCUUGAUAAUAAUUCAGUCAAUUGAAUUGAUCUGAACAGGAAAAGGGAAGUUUAGUCUUUUGCCCAUUAGUGACCAUUCUUAAAGAUGUCAUUGAUGUUAGUGAAUAGUGCAGACCUUGAGAAGCUCAUGAACAAAUCAUUCCUGAUUGAGACUACACUGUUCUUAAUUUUGAAAGGUGGCUCUUUUUAUGGUCAUGUCCAUGAAUACCAUUAGAAAAAGCUCUUGACAUUUUAACACUUGGCAGAAUGGCUUUUUAAAUAUUACAAAAACUGCAAAUUGCACUGAAGUGUGAAUAUAAGAAAGAGCAGUUGGACAUUCAUUACGUUAUGAGCUUCCUAUAAGUUGUCAUUAAAACGUAGCUGAGGUAAAACUAGUGCUUUACAGAAGACUACCUGUGCUUUUAAAAGAGAACUUACAAAACUUUGUACAGUUAUUUUGUAUUUUUAAAAAAAUUUUGUUCUGGCAAAUAAUUGCACAAAGAAAAUUUUGCCUUGAAAACUUACAGUGGAAUAUUAUUCUGUGUAGAGUAAUGAAACAGGAGUUUUUUAUAUUGCCAUGAAGUGAUGUCCCUGACAUUGAAAUUUUGUAGUCAUUAAAAAGGAUUGUUUGUGUGUCAGUGAGCUGGAGUUUAAUGUUAGACAGUCUUCAGAUUUAUUAUUUAAACUUAACAGUUGUAGGUUAUUUGAUACAAAAAGCAUUUGCUGCAUCGAACUCAGAUGUCGGGUAUGAAAAACCUUGGAACUGCCAACAUUCCAGCUGUAGGGUGAGUGGGGAGGGGAAAGAAACUGUAAAUCAAAUGUAACUCUUAAGAUGGAUAUGUGCAUACUUGGAAUUUUGUUACAGAUAAAAAGCUGAAUAAAAACUAUUUCCUAAGCUC